AUGCAAGCAGUCGUACCACCGCCAGAGCGGAUGCCGGUGAAUUUUUAUCGUGCCAUCUCCAAUAUCCGCAUCGGCGUCUGCGAACCCCUGCACACGCGCCGCUUCUGUCUCUUCGAGAAGCAUGCUUCCAAAGCCCGCCAACAGAAUGUAAUCAACUUCUCCACCUUCUUGAGGCCCGGGUCGCAGUCAUCGCGUUUUGAGAAUUGGGAUUUUGUCACUUUGCUUUCGUUCUCUCUUUUGCUCCGGGGCGCGUCUAAUAUCAUGGCGUCCUCAGUCUCUUGGAACUCGACCGUCGUGUUCCCCAACCACACCGACUCACAACAGAGCUACCUCGGCGUCCUCGACGACGUCAACAAGUACAAUGUCCAGCUCAACAUCGCCGAGCGCCUCUGGGCCGCCUGGUACCUGUGGAUGCAGAACGACAUCCUCGCCACCGGCAUCAUGACCUUCGUCAUGCACGAGACCGUCUACUUCGGCCGCAGCCUCCCCUGGAUCAUCAUCGACGCCAUCCCCUACUUCCGCAGAUGGAAAAUUCAAGAUCAAAAAAUCCCCACCUGGAAAGAACAGUUCGAGUGCGGCGCCCUCGUCCUCUUCAGCCACUUCACCGUCGAGCUCCCCCAGAUCUGGCUCUUCCACCCCAUCGCCACCUGGUGCGGCCUCGACUACGGCGUGCCCUUCCCGCCCCUGUACAAGAUGGCCUACCAGAUCGCCAUCUUCUUCGUCCUCGAGGACACCUGGCACUACUGGAUGCACCGCGGCGCCCACUGGCCGCCCCUCUACAAGGCCGUCCACAAGAUGCACCACUACUACUCCGCCCCCUUCGGCAUGACCGCCGAGUACGCCUCCCCGAUCGAGGUCAUGUUCCUCGGCCUCGGCACCGUGGGGUCCCCGAUCCUGUGGGUCUUCAUCACCAAGGACCUGCAUUUGUUCACCAUGUACAUGUGGAUCGUGCUGCGGCUGUUCCAGGCGAUCGAUUCGCACUCCGGGUACGACUUCCCGUGGUCGCUGCGGCACUUCCUCCCCUUCUGGGCCGGCGCCGAGCAUCAUGACGUCCACCAUGAGAAGUUUAUCGGGAACUAUGCGUCUAGCUUCAGGUGGUGGGAUUAUAUCAUGGACACGGAGGCCGGUGCCGAGGCUCACCAGCGCAGGCGCGAGGCGAAGCUGGCCAAGGCGAAGAAGGCGCAGUGA
Molecule: messenger RNA, 1188 nt
Organism: Colletotrichum karsti
Lineage: Eukaryota; Fungi; Ascomycota; Sordariomycetes; Glomerellales; Glomerellaceae
Product: c-4 methylsterol oxidase
Exons: 4
Coding region: 1-1188 (395 amino acids)
Biological process (GO): ergosterol biosynthetic process
Molecular function (GO): C-4 methylsterol oxidase activity; iron ion binding
Source: RefSeq, a predicted model, not a curated record